Triticum urartu is the source of this 1901-nucleotide messenger RNA. Lineage: Eukaryota; Viridiplantae; Streptophyta; Magnoliopsida; Poales; Poaceae. The record is from RefSeq and is a predicted model, not a curated record.
GGUCUAUUGAGCACAAAUUGUUUGUUGCAUCACUGAAUAAGCAAGCAACUGCAAAGGAGAUUGAAGAGAUUUUUGCUCCUUUUGGUCAUGUGGAAGAUGUUUACAUUAUGAAAGAUGGCAUGAGGCAGAGCCGAGGCUGUGGUUUUGUUAAAUUCUCAUCAAAAGAACCUGCACUUGCAGCCAUGAAUUCUCUUAGUGGGACUUACAUAAUGAGGGGGUGCGAGCAACCAUUAAUAGUUCGAUUUGCUGAUCCGAAGAGGCCUAGACCUGGAGAAUCAAGGGGUGGCCCUGCAUUCGGAGGUCCUGGUGUCAGUUCUCGAUCUGAUGCAGCACUAGUUAUCAGGCCGACUGCCAAUCUUGAUGAGCAAAUAGGUCGACACAUGCCUCCUGACAGUUGGCGCCCUUCAAGCCCAAGCUCAAUGGCACCUCAUCAGUUUAAUAACUUUGGGUCUGACAAUUCUAUGGGCCUGAUGGGCGGCCCUGUUACAUCAGCAGCAGAUAAUGUUACUUUUCGGCCUCAGAUGUUUCAUGGGAAUGGUUCUUUGUCAAGUCAGACAGCUGUGCCGACAUCAUCUCAUAUGGGCAUAAAUCCUUCCUUGUCACAAGGGCAUCAUCUAGGUGGGCCACAGAUCUCGCCCUUGCAAAAGCCAACUGGCCCACCGCAGAAUUUCCCUGUACAGUUGCAGAAUGCUCAGCAAGGGCAGCUUCAUGCCUCACAAUCCUUGGGGCCUGGUUCUUUUGGCCAGAAUAUACCAACUAUGCAAUUACCUGGCCAGCUCCCUGUGUCACAACCGUUGACGCAGCAAAAUGCUUCUGCAGGCGCUCUACAGGCGCCUUCAGCUGUACAGUCCAAUCCCAUGCAAGCUGUUCCUGGACAACAGCAACUUCCUUCGAAUGUAACACCGCAAAUGCUGCAGCAGCCUGUCCAGCAGAUGCUGUCACAAGCACCACAGUUGCUACUCCAACAGCAGCAGGCAGCUAUACAGUCCAGUUAUCAAUCUUCACAGCAGACGAUUUUUCAGCUUCAGCAACAGCUGCAGCUACUGCAGCAGCAGCAGCAGCACCAGCAGCAACCUAACUUAAAUCAGCAGCCACAUACGCAAGUUCCUAAGCAACAGGGACAGCCGGUGCAAUCUAAUACCCCUGGUGCUCCGGCUGCCAUGAUGACGACAAAAAUAAAUGCAAUUCCACAGCAGGUCAAUUCGCCUGCAGUUUCUUUAACUUGCAAUUGGACCGAACAUACCUCACCGGAAGGUUUUAAAUAUUACUAUAAUAGCAUAACUCGAGAGAGUAAGUGGGAGAAGCCUGAAGAAUAUAUACUGUAUGAGCAGCAGCAGCAGCACCAGAAACUUAUUUUACUUCAACAGCACCAACAAAAGCUUGUUGCGCAGCAACUUCAGUCACCUCCUCAGGCUCAAACUAUUCCGCCUAUGCAAUCUAUGCAACACCAUCCCCAGUCACAGCAAGGACAUAACCAAAUGCAGAUGAAACAGCAGGAUUUGAAUUAUAAUCAGUUACAGGCAACUGGCACGAUUGAUCCCAGUAGGAUUCAGCAGGGAAUUCAAGCUGCUCAAGAGCGUUCUUGGAAAAGUUGACUGCAGGUGGACGAAUGACGUGUCAGCCAAGACUCCAGUCUCAGGAAUGAGCUCCAGCAAAACCUGCCGCUUCCGUCUGUGACAGUGUUUUUUGCCUUCGCGCGGAUGGCCAUGUUGACUCUUGCGGUCAUUGUAACUCUGAAUUUAGCUUAGAUUAGUGCCUAGAUUGUAGAUCCUAUGUGUGUAAAAUGUUUGCAGUCUAGGCCUUGUAUCGCUGUAACAUUGCCGAUUAGAAUGGCAGCUGUGAAUCGCUGUAACAUUCCGUGUUUUUAUUUACCUUUUUUAUGGCCAGAAUUGAUGUCCUCA